Dipodomys ordii (Ord's kangaroo rat) is the source of this 2290-nucleotide messenger RNA. RefSeq names its product cannabinoid receptor 2 (macrophage) (gene Cnr2). Gene Ontology annotation, cellular component: membrane. The transcript is spliced from 2 exons. The coding region runs from base 260 to 1342 and encodes 360 amino acids. NCBI's taxonomy places the organism in Eukaryota, Metazoa, Chordata, Mammalia, Rodentia, Heteromyidae. Gene Ontology annotation, molecular function: cannabinoid receptor activity. Gene Ontology annotation, biological process: cannabinoid signaling pathway. The record is from RefSeq and is a predicted model, not a curated record.
CAGAACUACAGCUGGGCGGGCACAGCUCAGCCGGCAGCUGUGAGCUUCUAGAAGCCAGCCCAGACCACUGGGUGGACACCGAGCAGCCAGGACCAGACCCUGCAGACAGCCUUCUGGGCCCAGACAUCCACCGACAACUGUGACUUAUCCACACAGGUAAACCUUUGCUUGGUGUCAAUAGUCAGGUGUCUGUCCACUCCUGCUCCAACUGAAAGAACUUCUUGUCCUUGUCUGCAGCCAAGCCCUGCAGGCCCAGCCCAUGGAGGCAUGCUGGGGUUUGAGGCCGGUCAACAGCUCCGAGGGGGGCUUGGAGUUCAACCCGAUGCAGGAUUACAUGAUCCUCAGCCCUUCCCAGGCGGCCGUGGUCGGGGUGCUCUGCCUGCUGCUGGGCCUGCUGAGCGCCCUGGAGAACCUGGCCGUGCUCUACCUCAUCGUGUCCUCGCGCCGGCUCUGCAGGAAGCCCUCCUACCUCUUCAUCGGCAGCUUGGCCGGGGCUGACCUCCUGGCCAGCGUGGUCUUCGCCUACAACUUCGUCAUUUUCCACGUCUUCCAUGGCAGGGACACCAUGACUGGGUUCCUGCUCAAGAUCGGCAGUGUGACCUUGACCUUCACAGCCUCUGUGGGCAGCCUGCUGCUGACCGCAGCUGACCGCUACCUCUGUCUGCUCUACCCACCCGCUUACAAAACUCUCCUCACCCGGGGGAGGGCGCUGGUGGCCUUAGGUGUCAUGUGGGUCGUCUCGGCGUUCAUCUCCUACCUGCCUCUCAUGGGGUGGACUUGCUGCCCCAAGCCCUGCUCGGAGCUUUUCCCACUGAUCCCCAAUGAUUACCUUCUGGGCUGGCUCCUCUUCAUCGCCCUCCUCUUCGCCGGCAUCAUCUACAUCUAUGGGCGCGUCCUUUGGAAGGCCCACCAGCACGCAGUCAGGUUGGCAGAGCACCAAGAGAGCCAGGUGGCAGGAAUGGUCCGGAUGAGGCUGGAUGUGAGGUUGGCGAGGACCCUGGGGCUGGUGCUGGCUGUGCUGCUCCUCUGCUGGCUGCCUGCCUUGAGCCUCAUGGUGUACAGCCUGGCCACGCCGCUGAGCCGCCAGGUCAAAGAGGCCUUCGCCUUCUGCUGCAUGCUGUGCCUGGUCAACUCCAUGGUCAAUCCCGUCAUCUACGGCCUGCGCAGCGGGGAGAUCCGCUCCUCCGCCCACCAUCGCCUGGCCCGCUGGAGGAAGUUCCUGUGGGACCGCGACCUCCAAGGGAAAGAAGAAGCCGCCAGGUCUUCAGUCACGGAGACGGAGGCGGAUGGGAAGUUCACCUCCGAUCACACUCCAGAAUCCUGUGCUGCUCCGACAGACUGAGGGGACCUCUGUCUCUCCUGCCACCAAUCCACAGACAUCAGUUCUCAUCCUGGGGGUGGAGGAAGGGGUCCUGGCCCUCAUCGUCCAGGGGACUGGACAUGGGUCCCACCCAUCCCUUGCACCCCCUUUUAUUUUGUCUUUUGCUAAGUGGGGGGACUGGGACUCAGGAGACCUAAAAAGAAUGACUGUUCAAAGCGCUCAGGGUAUCCUGACCAGUGCCAGCUAGGCCAGCAACUUCGUUCCCAUCAUCCAAGGCUGUCUUCCUGCUGAAGCCUGGCAUGACCCGCCAGCUCUUGUUCCUGUCACCCUUACCCACCCUGAGCCCCCCAGCAUGGUGACGGGAUGGGGAGCAAGGGGAUUCACGCACGCACGCACACACACACACUCACAGCUUUCAGAGGAGAGAAACCUCAAGUCAUCAGAUGAGGCAUCUGGGUGUUCAAGGCAGGGGCCCAGACCCUCACUCUGAUAGUCCUCUCUCCCAGCUACAGGGCCACCCAGGUCCCUGGGGGACCAGGGGAGGCUGGGUUCACUGUGACAAUGACUGUUCAGAAAACUAUGCUGAUCCCAGGGUGUCCUGUGUACAGUCACAAAGAUUCCCUAAGCCCCCAGCAUGUUCCAAGUCCUGCCCCCCGCCCGACUUCUGCUCAACCCCUUCCUUCUCCACACCUGCCACAGAUGAUAAGCAAAUAACCAGGAAGGUGGGGGGGAGGAGGAUUCUUAGCCAUCGGCUGUCCGGGCACAGGCAGGACAAAGUCCAGUGGCUGAGCUAGAGUUCAGCUGGAGAUUCUGAAGAUAGCAGGGUGCCCGGAUUUUACAUGGGGAACAGGGGCCUGGGUUCCCAGGACACAGGCUUGAAACCAGCAGGUGAGAGAAAUGGUGGGUGGAGGAUACAUUCUGACUCUGCCCCCCUUAUCCGGACCACAGAUGCAAUAAAAGGAAGGAGUG